This is a messenger RNA of Schistosoma spindalis, 3132 nucleotides long. Lineage: Eukaryota; Metazoa; Platyhelminthes; Trematoda; Strigeidida; Schistosomatidae. The record is from the annotation of a GenBank genome assembly.
AUGUUAUCAACUGGGCAAACUAAAACUAAAAAACCUAUUUGUCGUUCAAAAUCAUGGAAGAAUGAAAAACAUUGUAAACUAUUUGAUGAACAUGAUAAAAAUAAUCAUGAAAUUGUACAAAUAUCUAAAAGAACUUCAAAAUCUGUUACGAUCUUACCAUAUCGAUCAAAAAAUUCACAAUAUAAUGAUAUACAAUAUCAAUCAAAUUUACAUUGUAUUGAUCAUAUAAAACAAAAUUUUCAUAAUGAUCUACAUUCAUCAGAAUCUAUUUCACCGAUUUCAACAUUAACUUCUAUAACACCUAUUACAUCACCUUUAUAUUGUUCAAAAUUUCGUAAUCAUAAAUUAUUUACAUGUGAAAAAAUAGAAGGUGAAAAUUUAUCAUCAACAUCAUUAUCAUCAUCAACAACAACAACACCUCCACCUCCGCCGCCACCACCACCGUUAUCAAAAUCAUAUUCAUCUAAUGGACAUUUUUUUACACCAAAUCAAAUAUUAUGCAAUAAUGAACAUCUUAAUUUAUCAGUAAAAGAUAAUUUUCAAAUAGAUUCUUCAAAUGGUAUUAUUAGUAAUAAUGAAUGUGCAGGAAAUUCAUCAUUCAUCCACAAUAUUAAAUCAAUCUUUAAUCGGUUUGUUGACAACUUACGUAACAGGAAUAAUCUUAGUCUUAGUAAUAGUAUCAGUAAUAGUAACAACAGCGUUAAUAAUAAUAAUAAUAAUAGUAAUAAUAAUGAUAAAAGUAAUAUCUCGAAUACAGUUAAAAUUAAUACAAACGGUGAUAAAAUAUCAACAGUAAAAUCGAACAGAUUAAAGAUAUCAUGGUUGACAAAAUCCAUUGCUCAAGAGCAAAAUCUUGUCCAACAAGUGUAUACACCAACUUCAACUUCCAUUACCGAUGAUGUUUCUAAUGAUAUGACUGAUGUUAAUUGUUCUGAUGUAAUUGGAAAACAUAAAAAAUUUAAUUCUUAUAACAGAUCAAAAGAAGAUCAAAUUUCGGACAGUAUAAACAUGCAUGAUCAAAAUAAUGAAUUAUGCAAUAAACUAAACCUUAACACUGAUAAUAUAAACGAAUUAAAUAAAUCUGAACCUACUACACAAACUCAAUAUAGAAAUACAACUAAAGAUAUAAUUCAAUCUAAAGAGAACAAACCAGGACAACCAUAUAGUAUAUCAUAUUUUACAAAUCAUUCUAGUUGUUUUUAUCCUAUUCAUGAAUUGAAUCAGUCGAAAAUCUAUUAUAACAAUAAUAAUAAUAAUAAUAAUCAAUUUUAUCCAUAUAAUUCAAAUUGUAAACAUGAUCAUAAUCAUCCUCAUAAUGAAAACAGUCGAUUCACAGAUAUUUCAUAUCAUUCCAAUCAAUUAAAGUCUAAUAUUAAAAUGAACAAUAAACUACCUUAUAGAAGUAAUACAUUUCAUAUAAAAUCAUCAAAUAAUAAUCAUAAUAAUAAUAAUUCAAUUCAAUUAAAACAUACUACUUAUUCUCAUCAUCAUUAUGCUAAACAUUGUUCAUCAUCAUUAACUUCACAUUCUAUACCAGUUAAUCGAAUGUAUCAUUCAACUCCACCAUUUACAUUGAAACAUUUAUCAACUAUACGAAAUAUGUAUGAACAAAAUGAAUAUUCUACAAAAAUUGAUAAUAAAAAUUAUAUUAAUAAUAAUAAUAAUAAUAAUAAUAAUAAUAAUAAUAAUAAUGAUAUAUCUAAUAUCGAAAAUCAAUCUGAAUCAAAUUUAUCAUCACCAUCAUCAUCAUCACAAUUAUCACCAUGUGAUCGUCCACGUUUUUAUAGUAGUAAUAUGAUUUUAUUAAAACCGCCAAAUCAUCAUCCAUGUAUGAAAUUAAAAUAUAUUACAGAACAAAUUCUAUUAGCUAAAUCAGUAUUUGAUGAAAAUCAUUAUAAAAAACGAUCAAAUUCUUGGUCAGUUCAUCGUGGUGUUAAUCUAAAGUCUUACAAAUGUGAAAGAUCGAGUAAUUUGGAAAGUGAAGAUGAUUUUAGCACAGAUGGAACUGGAAGACCAUCGGAAUGUGAAUUCAAUAUCCCAUUUAAUGAUAUAAAAUUACUUAGAUGUUUACAAAAAGGUAAACGUAAAGCAAUUUAUAAAGGUCAAUGGCAUGGUGAUGUUGAUGUACAUAUUUUUGAAGAUUUGAGUCGUACAGAAAGAAAACGAUUUUGGCAAGAUAUUACACGACUUAUGAUGACUAGACAUGAAAAUAUUGCUUUAUUUAUGGGUGUAUGUGUUGAUCCACCUAAUUUUGCCAUUGUAACUAGUGCAUGUAAAGGUAUAUCAUUAUACACUAAACUACAUAUAAAACGUGAAAAAUUAUCUCAUACAAAUCAAUUAUAUUUAUUACGUCAAAUAGCUAAUGCUAUCACUUAUUUACAUAGUCGAAAUAAUCCUAUUGUAGUACGUCGUUUAUCUAGUAAAAAUAUUUUUUUAAAACCUAAAAUGAAUUUGUAUUUAACAGAUUAUUCAAUGGUAGAUUGUGAUUAUCAAGUACCAGAUCAUAUUCCAAUUCCAUUAGAUGGUGUAAAAUAUAUAGCACCAGAAUUAUUAAUUGUUAUUGAAAAACAAUUAGAUAAAUUAUGUGAAAAUAAUAGUCAAUUCAUUAUGAAUAAAUCAAAAUUUAUUCAUUUACCCGAAUAUAAUUUUUAUCAUAAUAAAUUAUAUACACCAAUUCAUUUAAUAAAUAUACAUAAAUUAAAUCAAUAUAAUUCAUUCAAUAAUAAACAAUUUAUUAGAUCUCAUUCAAUUAAAUCAACAUUAAUGAAAUCCUCAUCAUUAUCAUCAUCCUCCUCCUCCUUAUCCUCAUCAUCAACAUCAUCAUCAAUAAUAUACAAUACACAAUAUAUGAAAUUAUUUAAAUCAUGGUCUAAUAUCAAUCAUGUAAUUGAUAAAUCAAAAUUAAUAAAAUCUAUAUCAUUACCAAAUAUUUAUUUAUCAGAACAAUUAAUUUAUGAUAAAAAUAAAAAUAAUAAAAAAUUAAUUCAAUUUAUUAAAUCGAAUAAAAUGAAUUUAAUUAAAACAAUUCGUCAAUUUAUAAAAAAAACAGAAAAAAAAAAUUUAUUGAUUAAAUGUGUACAUAUACCUGUUACAGAAUUUACUACUUAUUCGGAUAUAUUUGCAUUUGGGUAA